AUGGCUCCUCCGUCUAUGAAGUCUUUGCUUCUGGUGCUAGCAAUGGUUGUAAUGGUGGGAGGCGGAAAGGCAUGGAUUAUAAAAGCUCCAAAAGUAACAGUGAAAAUCCAGAAUGGGCUGUCUCAAAAUCAGGACUUGACGCUUCAUUGCAAAUCCAAGGACGAUGAUCUCGGAGAACACACCCUACAAAAUAAAGCAAGUUACAAGUUCAGUUUGAGGCCCAGGUUUUUUAUUCACUCGACACUGUUUUUCUGCAGCUUCUGGUGGCCUUCAAACACUUCGCUUCACUACUUCGACAUAUACGUAGAGGACCGAGACUGGUGGUGCAAUCUCUGUGCUUGGACUAUAUCCGAAUCAGGAGCUUGUAUCUACGAUGAACUCACUCGCCAAACUGAUUGCUAUCCUUGGAAUUCUGCCUAA
This is a messenger RNA of Neltuma alba, 420 nucleotides long. RefSeq names its product S-protein homolog 2-like. Bases 1 to 420 code for a protein of 139 amino acids. NCBI's taxonomy places the organism in Eukaryota, Viridiplantae, Streptophyta, Magnoliopsida, Fabales, Fabaceae. The transcript has a single exon. The record is from RefSeq and is a predicted model, not a curated record.